AUGAGCUCGGUCGAAUCCUUCCUCGCCGGCGGCCGUGGUCCCCUCGGCCAGGACCGCGUUCGCAUCGCGCUAUCGCCAGCAGGCAACCGGCGCCAACACGCAUCUCGCGAGCUUGAAGACGCUAUGGACAAGCUGUGGGACGACAAGCUGGCGAUGCAGCCCCACCUCUUCAACGGUGCCAAGUUCCGCUUGGCGUCGUCUGCACUGACGCCGGACGGCCUCACCAUGACGUGGGGCCUCACUAGCUAUAAAGAGUACAUUAGCACGUGUUCACGCCCUGAGAUGGUGGCUACGUUGCGGCGAGACGGAGGCGACGACCCGCGCCAGCACCUCUCGAGGAAGGUUGGCGUCGCCGCAGCGCUUGUGACAAGCGACAAGCAUGUGGUCUUCCUCCAGCGUAGCAACGCCGUCGGCGCAUACCCCAACAUGGCCGACGUGCCUGGUGGCCACCCGGAGCCCGAGAAACUGGGUUUGCACUUCGAUCGGGACUACGUGCCAAGCGAUGAGCUCAACGCGCGCUGCGUCGCCGAGCUCUUCGACUCGAUCACGGCCGAAGUUGAGGAGGAGAUCAACGUCCCACGCAGCGCCCUCUCGCCGCCGCUGCUGCUUGGCGUGACGCUUCAAGGCUGCGCCGAGACGCCGAGCUACGCCUUCCUCAUCGAGUGCACACUCGCGGUCGCCGACGUGCAGGACCGAUAUGUCCACGCUCAAGAUCAGUACGAGAGCACACGACUCAUGUUUGUGCCAUUAGCAGCGCUGUCGACGAGCACCAUGGAGCUCACGCCGUCGGCUGCCGGCUGUCUCCAGCUCCUCGCCGAGCUCCGUAGCUAGCGACGAUGGCCCUGGACCCCACACCGUUGGAAAAGAACAUGUUUAGCCCCGUGCCUCAUAAGCAAGGGUAUUGAUAGUACGCUCUAAUGUAUGCGUGCGGGCAGUCG
Saprolegnia parasitica CBS 223.65 is the source of this 938-nucleotide messenger RNA. RefSeq lists its product as hypothetical. Bases 1 to 831 code for a protein of 276 amino acids. The transcript has 5 exons. Lineage: Eukaryota; Oomycota; Saprolegniomycetes; Saprolegniales; Saprolegniaceae. The record is from RefSeq and is a predicted model, not a curated record. Gene Ontology annotation, molecular function: GDP-mannose hydrolase activity.